AUCCAACUGAGGUCAUACUGCUUGGAAAUGUUCAGCGGCUCCGUGUCGUUACAUUGAAAAGUGGCUUUUAUUGCGUUGCAGGGAGGGAAGACAGGUCUACAGCCGCGUGCGUUGGCACGAAACUGCGCCUUUUAUUGAUGAGCUGGAAGCGAAAAUGACUGAAGUCGACGAGUCCUGACCACUUAGUAGGAAUUAGCUUAAAAGCUAAAGUGUGUUCAGGACAGUUUUUGACAGUAUAUGUUGUUAGAGGAUAGUUCUUCAACUCGGGAUGAUCUGGAGUUCUAAUCGUGAGGAAUAAGCUGAGAUGGAAGAAAGUGAUGGGGAAGAUAUCAAAGAAACACCCGAGCUGCCCCUGGAGAUCAUAGUUUACAUCCUGAGUUUUCUUCACGCUUCAGACAGAAAGGAAGCUUCAUUGGUCUGCCGCAGCUGGUACAAUGCCAGCCAGGACUUUUGUUUUCAGAAAAAUGUCACCUUCAGCUUCCCGGCUUCAGCCUCAUCCUUGGAGCUGGUCAAGGGUCUGGGCAGAAAGUCACGCUGCAGCCUGAAAAUCAGCCAGCUCGACGGCUUCAGUGUUUCCAAGUCACUCCUUUUGGAGGUGGGUCUGUCUCUGGGCUCCAGGGUGGAGAGUUUGGCUCUGCCUGGUAGCAGUAUAACAGAGGCGUCUCUGCUGUCUCUUCUCCCUCGCCUGACCUCGCUUCGGAGGCUAGACCUCAGGGGCCUGGACAGCCUCUUCAUGUCUGGAGCGUUCCUGUCCAGGGAGGAGCACAGACAGCAGGUCCGGUCGGCUUUGUGUGGUCUGGAGGAGCUGGAUCUGUCUGACCUGCGCUACCUGUCCGACCUCACCUUCAGUCGGCUCAUUGGCUGCACCCCGAGCCUCCGCCGGCUCUCAUUGGCUGGCUGCCACAUCGCAUUCGAGUUUGACCCGUAUCGAGGGUGCCCGGUGGGAGUUGUGGAGGACUCCUCAGCGCUGCUGUCGCUUAGAAACUUGAGGAGGUUGCUAACGGAGCAGAAAUCCACCCUCAUAGCUCUAGACCUCAGCAGGACCUCCAUCACCCCUGAGUCGCUGCGAACUAUUGCACAGGUUCAGCAUUUGGUGUUAAAGGAGUUGUAUCUGCAGGGCUGCAAGGAGCUGACUGACUACUCGGUGGAGAUUCUGGUGAAGCACCAGCCGAGCCUCCUAAAGCUGGACAUCAGCGGCUGCACCGAGCUGACCAGCAGAUCUGUAGAGGCUGUAGCACGAGGCCUGAAGGCCCUUACGCACCUCUCUUUGUCUCGCGACUGGAGGAUCACUGAAAAAGGGCUCGCUGACCUGCUGUCGGUGUCCACACUGAGGUCUCUGGACCUGUCCGAGUGUCUGCACAUCAGUGGAACAGAGAUGGUGAAAGGCUUGAAGGGAUCAAGUGGUGCCAGGGCACAGCUGGAGACCCUCAACUUGAAGAGUUGCACCUACAUUAGGGAUCUUGCAGUUUUCUCACUCACGCAGCUUCUCGGGGAUUCUCUCCAAGAGUUGGAUCUGACGUCAUGCGUUAACGUCACCGACCUGUCUGUGUGCGCCAUCUCCACCUACCUACAAAAGCUGGUGGUUCUGCGGCUCGGUUGGUGUAAAGAAGUCACUGACUGGGGUCUGCUGGGGAUGGUGCAAACAACCCAAUGUGAGCCUGACGAUGAGAUGGGAGAUAAAGGUCCCAGGUUCACCCGGACUUUCGGCAACAUGGGCUUCUUCAAACCUCCUCGAAUGCCUUUUGAGGAACGAACAAAGCUGGUGACUCAGAAUGACCUGCAGCAGUUCAAACAACAGGCUGGAGCAUCACUUUUAGCCCUUAAAAGGCUGCAGGAGCUGGACCUCUCAGCCUGCUCCAAGCUCACGGAUAGCAGCAUCACUCAGGUGGUACAUUACCCAGACCUCCAUCAUCUGUCUCUCUCGAUGCUGCCGGAGAUCACGGACGCCAGCUUGGCUUCAGUAGGCUGGCACUGCCGCAGCCUCACCAGCCUGGCACUCAGCCACUGCCCGGGUAUCACAGACCGAGGAGUAGCGCAGGCUGUGCCGUACCUCCACCGACUGCAGCAUUUCUACCUCUCCGGUUGUAAUAACAUCACUGACAGGUCCUUGUUCCUUCUGAUGCGGCACUGCAAGCGUCUGAAAACAAUCGACAUCUCAAGGUCCAAAAACAUCUCUAUAACAACAGUGGACCUCCUCCAAUCCCAGCUGCCCUUUUUGGAAAACAUCCAUUAUAAAUUCAUAGGUGGGUGCGGCCUCCCCCUGACUGACUGACGGACGUCCUGGAUGGCUGCCGAAGCGUUUCCAGCUCUUAGAGCUGCGCUUCUGCUCAUUUCAGCACUUUGCACUAAGCAACACGAAGCACUGUUUUUAUUAAAUGAAGUCUGAGAGGAAAGGUUGAGACUGAAUAAGUAUUAAUGUUCAGUUUAUGUGGUGCAUCACCACCAAUGGGCGCACAUUUCACCAAAAGAAGGAAUUUAAAUCGUAUUUGUUAUAGUUAAAUGUUUGGAAGAAGCACGUUGGAGUCUCCACACAGCUAAAAGUUUAGCUUAAGAACUAAACAACAAAAAAAUGUGUUAUGUCCCUAACUAUUUAUUCCAUUCCAUGACCAAAUUUCCCUUUUUCCUUCAAUAGUUUUUAGACAAAAGAUGUUUCUGAGCUUCUUAAAAUUUCAAGUCAGACAUGAAGUCAAAUAAUGCUUCCUCCAUGUUAUAUUUAAGACAGAUUAAUACCUGAAAUGCACGGUGACUUGCUAAAUAUUCAAACUUUUUUAAAUGUCUUACUUUUAUAUCAGCUGUUAUCCUGCUUCCAUUUGCUGUGUUGGUUUUAAUUUUUAAAAAACUGCCAUCAUCAUCUGUAAACGUGUGGCUAUGAAAAACGAUGCAUCUUCCCAGUUAGCAGACAAAACGCCACGUUUGUCCCCAGCUGACAGUCGCUGCUGUUACUGGAAAUUAGGCUAACUCUAGGCUAAUUAAAUAAUAAUAUCCUCUCAUUUUGUAUUUACGAUGUUAAAUGUGAAACCGUGUAUGGACAAUGAUGGAGAGAUAAUUAGAGAUCAUAAUGAUAAACUACAAAAGAUGUGGAUUUUAUAAAUAAACCAAAGUUUGGCUUCUG
Messenger RNA from Melanotaenia boesemani (Boeseman's rainbowfish), 3112 nucleotides. It is a transcript of the gene fbxl9, whose product is annotated as leucine rich repeat containing 29. Bases 305 to 2272 code for a protein of 655 amino acids. Gene Ontology annotation, biological process: SCF-dependent proteasomal ubiquitin-dependent protein catabolic process. The record is from RefSeq and is a predicted model, not a curated record. NCBI's taxonomy places the organism in Eukaryota, Metazoa, Chordata, Actinopteri, Atheriniformes, Melanotaeniidae. Gene Ontology annotation, molecular function: protein binding. Gene Ontology annotation, cellular component: SCF ubiquitin ligase complex. The transcript is spliced from 11 exons.